Sphaerodactylus townsendi is the source of this 693-nucleotide messenger RNA. RefSeq names its product zinc finger and BTB domain-containing protein 5-like. Gene Ontology annotation, molecular function: protein binding; RNA polymerase II cis-regulatory region sequence-specific DNA binding; DNA-binding transcription factor activity, RNA polymerase II-specific. The record is from RefSeq and is a predicted model, not a curated record. Lineage: Eukaryota; Metazoa; Chordata; Lepidosauria; Squamata; Sphaerodactylidae. Bases 97 to 693 code for a protein of 198 amino acids. Gene Ontology annotation, biological process: regulation of transcription by RNA polymerase II. Gene Ontology annotation, cellular component: nucleus. The transcript has a single exon.
GAACAAUGGCUGCCCCUCCCUCCCGGUGACACGGGCGAGCGGGACGGGAGGAGGGGAUAAUCCUACCACCUUCCCCAAUCACUACAGCAUAGGGUCAUGGAUUUUCCUGGGCACUUUGAGCAAAUCUUCCAGCAACUGAAUUAUCAACGGCUUCACGGCCAGCUUUGUGACUGCGUGAUUGUAGUUGGGAACAGGCACUUCAAGGCGCAUCGGUCGGUUUUAGCAGCAUGCAGCACGCACUUUCGAGCCCUCUUCACUGUAGCAGAAGGAGAUCAGACCAUGAACAUGAUCCAGUUGGAUAGCGAGGUGGUAACAGCCGAGGCCUUUGCCGCUCUCAUUGAUAUGAUGUACACCUCCACCCUCAUGCUUGGAGAGAGUAAUGUCAUGGAUGUGUUGCUAGCGGCUUCUCACCUCCAUUUGAACUCUGUGGUGAAAGCGUGCAAACACUACCUGACUACAAGGACACUGCCAAUGUCGCCACCGAAUGAUAGAGUCCAAGAGCAGAAUGCGCCCAUGCAGCAGUCCUUCAUGCAAUCCAAGAAGAACACUGUUCUUCUGGGGCAAAGAAGCUCAUCACUCACAGAAGCUGCUUCUCUCUUAUUAUCUUCCAUCAUGACACUGUCAUAUUUGAAACCCCAACACCAUGAGGGUGGAGCUAAUCAUAAAGAUGCUUUCAACCCGAUCAUCACCUGA